Molecule: messenger RNA, 644 nt
Organism: Penaeus monodon (black tiger shrimp)
Lineage: Eukaryota; Metazoa; Arthropoda; Malacostraca; Decapoda; Penaeidae
Exons: 3
Coding region: 110-454 (114 amino acids)
Source: RefSeq, a predicted model, not a curated record
GCCCUAUUUAAGACUGUUUCCUGACGGUAGGAGGUAUCACUUCAGUCACAGCACCGUCAGGAUAACAAGGACUAUACUCAGUAUUAAGCUGAAUUCUUUAUACAUCGCUAUGGCUGCUCAAGGAACCUUCUUCGCCGCCCUCCUGCUGUGCCUCUCCGCCGUCACUCUCGCCAAAGAGGAGACCCCCGAAUCACGUCUCUUCUUCAGCUCAGAGAAUACUUCAGCCACUCUGCCCAUGUCCAGCAUCAUGUCCAUCGGGGCCCUCGCGGUUGGACUCCUGGUGCUGGUGGCCAUCUUCACGUUCAUUGGAGGCGAGACCAAAGAGGCCGUGAGCUAUGCGGCGCCAACAUCCUACGCCGCCCCCGCCCCAUCCUACGGCAACGAAGAGAGUUCCUAUUCAGUCCUUCGCUCGAUUAACGAAGCUUCGGACAGAUACCAAUGGGAGCAUCAGUAAACAAAGAUGGCGCCUGCGAAGGAAAAUGGCGGAAAGUUUGGUGAAUUAUUAAAAAAAGCGAUGAGGAGAAGAAAAAGCUCAAAGAAAAUCGAUUUAGGAUGCGCAUUUAAGACAAAGAUAAUUAAUUAUCUAAGUUGAGUAACACUGAUGAUAAUUUAAAUACCAAGCGGAGAAAAUAAGAGCAAAAAAA